Messenger RNA from Dunckerocampus dactyliophorus (ringed pipefish), 4784 nucleotides. Its product is annotated as SH3 domain-binding protein 4. NCBI's taxonomy places the organism in Eukaryota, Metazoa, Chordata, Actinopteri, Syngnathiformes, Syngnathidae. Gene Ontology annotation, cellular component: cytoplasm. Bases 731 to 3430 code for a protein of 899 amino acids. The transcript has 4 exons. The record is from RefSeq and is a predicted model, not a curated record. Gene Ontology annotation, molecular function: protein binding.
UUUGACUAUCAAUAUGACCCAGUAAGACAAGCUACGAUCUCCAAAGUGUGGCCUGGUGUUGGCACACUUUAGCAAACAAACUAAUGAAAAAAACAGCGCAAAAAUUGGGAAAAAUAGAGCAAUGUUAAGUGAAAAAGGGCGUUUUGUCAUAAAUAACACUGAUUUUACAUGCUUUAUUGUCACUUACUAAGAGAAGCUACUUACAUUUUUCUUACUGGAAGUGCUAUUAUCUUCUGGCAAUAUUAAGACAUUAUUGUUUCUCCCAUGAUAUUGAGUGUUUGACCAUUUAAAUAAAGUUAUAAAUAGUGUAGUUUAAUUAAUGUAUUAUGACUGUAAUGUAUUUGUGGGGUGCUGUUUGCAUGAUUACAUUUUGUCGCAUAUAACAAUGAUUCUCUCCUUAUGUGUGCGUGUUGAUGACGUCCUCUUCGGGGAGGAGGGCUGUACCAGCCUGAGCCCCUCCCCAGCCCCGUGACAUCAGCCGGGCUGGCCGCUGGCCUGGCGGGGCUCAGGCGGCCAGUCAGCCUCCAGCAGGCUUCGGCGGGCAGGCAGACAGGCUUCUCUCGACGGCGGCUGCUCGGCUUCAGGGCUGGCGGUGGGAGACGGGCCGUGCGGUGGUUGGUGGUUAGCGGAGAGAUGAGGGGUGGCCGCUGACAUCCCACCAGAGAACCCACUCGAACGAGGAGGAGGAGGAGGAGGAGGAGGAGGAGGAGGAGGAGAAGAAGAUCCAAUCAUGGCCGCCCAUCGAAUCAGAGCCUCGGCCAAUAACAACGCUUCGCUCCCUCGCUGCAAGUCUGAGGGGACGCUCAUUGACCUCAGUGAGGGCGUGUCCGAGUCCAGUCUCGUUGAUGUCAAAGUGCCUUCUCCCAGUGCCUUACGUCUGGAUGCAACCGCUUCCUUUGGAACCGCCAGAGAGGUGGUUGCUAUCAAGGACUACUGUCCAUCCAGCUUCACCACUCUGAAGUUCUCCAAAGGGGACCGCCUCUACGUUCUGGACACGUCAGGAGGCGAGUGGUGGUACGCCCACAACAACACAGAGAUGGGCUACAUCCCGGCUGCAUACGUGGAGCCCAUCAACUUCAGAGACUCGUCCUUCAGCGACAGCGGGAUGAUCGACACUGUGGGUGACGGCAAGGAGGAAGCAGCCACAGAAAUGGACCUCCUGGGGGAGUGGGCCGGCGUGAUUUUGAAACCAACCACUUUCCAUAAUGGAAAUCCAUUCACAACAACACAUACCUCGACCAACCCUUUCCUACAUGGGGGUCCUCAGAGCUCCCUGGACCAGAACAGCAAUGAGAAAGAAGUUGAUCUUCUUUUGUUUGACACUCCAUCAGCACCAGAGUCUGUCAGCAGCACCGCCGACCUCAAUGGAUUUGGCGGCAGCCUUUUUAACCCUCUAAGUCCCACGGGAGGUAUGGGACAGUCACUGCGAAGAGACAAUCCCUUCUUCAGAAGCAAGCGGUCCUACAGUCUGUCUGACAUGUCUAUCCUGCAGGCGCAGUCAGACAAUCCUCAAAUGUCCAGCAGUUUUUUCAGCAACCUGAAAGCGCCGGCGCCAGAGCAGUUCCAGAGUAGGGAGGAUUUCCGGACUGCUUGGCUUACUCACCGCAAGCUGGCCAGGUCCUGCCACGACUUGGACUCCCUAGGACAGAACCCAGGCUGGGGUCAAACGCAGCCAGUAGAGACCAACAUUGUCUGCCGGUUGGAUAGCUCAGGAGGUGCUGUCCAGCUUCCGGACACCAACAUCAGUGUCCACAUCCCUGAGGGCCACGUAGCGGAGGGGGAUACCCAGCAGAUCUCCAUCAAAGCUCUGCUGGACCCGCCUCUGGAGCUGAACAACGACCGCUGCAGCACCUCAAGCCCCAUAGUGGAACUCAAGCUCAGCAACAUGGAGACAAAAACCACCAUCACCCUGGAGAUGAAAGUGUCUGUUGUGGUCAAAGCAGAAAACAAGGAAAUGACAGACAUCCUGUGUGUCAGAAGUGACUGUAAAGAGGGGCCUUACAGUUCCAUUCCACACACUUACCUGUAUGGGGAUACAGUCCAAGUGUCUCUGGACAACCUGGAGCCGUGCAUGUAUGUGUGUGUGGUGGCACAAUCCCAGACCAUGUCUCCAGACUCCACAGUGUGGGAUCACGUUGUCAAAAAGAUUACUUUAGGUGUAUACGGCCCCAAACACAUUCACCCCUCUUUCAAAACAGUGGUCGCCAUGUUUGGUCACGAUUGUGCUCCAAAGUCUCUGUUGGUGAACGAGGUGGGCAAGCAGGCCCAGGCGGCACCACCUGUAGUGCUGCAGCUGUGGGGCAAGCACCAAUUUGUCCUGUCCAGGACGCAGGACCUGCGUGUUGGGGUGUACUCCAACAUGGCCAACUACGAGGUGAAAGCCAGCGACCAGGCCAAGGUGGUGCGUGGCUUCCAGAUCAAACUGGGCAAAGUAAGCCGGCUAGUCUAUCUUAUAACCUCACGUAACACUACAGAUGUUUCUGAUUUCACCUUGAGGAUUCAGGUCAAAGACGACUUGGGUGUCAUCCUGGCACAGUUUUGUGUGCAGACACCGCCACCGCCGCCCAAAACUGGCCCCAAGACGUCCAUGCAGCGUCGCUUCCUCAAGAAAAAAGAGGUGGGCAAGAUCGUCUUGUCUCCACUGGCCGUGGCCACCAAGUAUCCUGUCUUCCAGGACAGGAGAAUAAACAACCUGAAGUUUGGAAAGCUGAUCAAGACGGUCAUCAGACAGACCAAGAAUAGCUACCUGCUGGAGUACAAGAAAGGAGACUUUGUGACUCUGCUGAGUGAAGAGAAGAUCAAGCUGAAGGGUCAAUUGUGGACCAAAGAAUGGUACAUUGGAUACUACCAAGGCCGGAUGGGCCUCGUCCACACCAAGAACGUGCUGGUGGUCGGAAAAGUCAAGCCCAUUUAUUUCAGUGGGCCAGAGCUUACUACGUCCUUGUUGCUGGAGCAGGUACUAAGGCCCUGCAAGUUCCUAACCUACAUCUAUGCCUCUGUCAGGACCAUCCUGAUGGAGAACAUUGGCAAUUGGCGAGCGUUUGCUGACGCCCUUGGGUAUGAGAACCUGCCCUUGACACAUUUUUGCCGAGCAGAGCUGGACAGUGAACCCGAGCGGGUAGCGUGCGUACUGGAGAAGCUGAAGGAAGACUGCAACAACGCAGACAGCAAGGAACGCAAAUCCUUCCAGAAGGAACUUUUGACGGCCAUGUGGAAACCGGCGUACGACUUCCUUGUCACGUGGGCGGCGCAGAUUGGCGACAGUUACCGCGACGUGAUCCAGGACCUUCACUUGGGCUUGGAUAAGAUGAAGAGUCCCAUCACGAAACGCUGGAAGCAUCUGACCGGGACGCUGAUCCUGGUCAACUGUCUGGAUGCCCUACGGAGCUCCGCAUUCAGCCCCGCCGUUCAAGACGACUACGCUAUCUGAGCUGGCCUGACUCCGCCCCCUACCAACACCACCAGCCUGUGCCUCCUGGUGCCCGGGACUGCUGGCAGUAUUCCCUCAGACACUUUUUGUAGUCAUCGUCCCGCGGCGUUGCGUAUUUUUCUAUCUGAUUGUGGCACAAGAACUUCUUGGUUACAAACUGUGGAUGGAGACAUGUGGCUCCAGCUGUGUCUUCUAUUUAUUUAUGUUCUAUCUCCUGUGGUCCUUCCAGAAGUCUGCUGUACUUUGUAAUUUAUUCUUUUCGGGAGCUUUCCACUGACCUACAGGGUGUCCCGAAAGUCUGGACAUAGUAUACAUGAUACCUAAAAAUGUAAUAAUUUAUUUAAUUGAUGAUUAAUUAAUAAUAAUAAAUUAACAACUUAUGUAAAAAAUAAUUAAAUUAUUUUAAAAAACAACAUAUAAAAAUAUACAAUACUAAUAUUUUACAAUUAAUACAUUAAAAAAGAAAAAUAUGAAAUCAUAUAAAGAUUUUUAAAAAUAAUUGUAUCUGCUUAAGUUGAUCCUGCCUGUUCAGUACAAAGUAAGCUUCAAAAUAAAAGCAUUGCAGUAUUAACCUUGAUUCUACCACACAACUUACAAAAUGCACCCAUUCAAUUGUAUGUUUUUACAUUGUUCGCCACCGGAAGAACGAUUUGCGCAUGUACGAAAACUUAAUUGUCAUUGCAGUCAAGACAUACGCCAGCAGCUCUGUAAGAAAAUAAAAUUAAAUAUCAUAUGAAAACAGAAUAAUGUAAAUAAAAAUAUGCACACAUGGAAGAAAACCAUGUCAACCAACUCCUAUUGGUUCAAAAAUCUUUUAUUACUGCCCGUUCUCCUUAUGUCUCUGAUCAAAGUCACAAGCAAGUGUGCAGGCAAUGGCUAGUUUUGGUUUCGGUCAUGUCGACGGCCGCUGUUGUUCCGCUGUGUGUGAGUUCUUGCCCAUGUCUCCAGACUUUCAGGACACCCUGUCGAAUCACCCGCUGCCAAACAUUCAGAACCAGUCUCGUAUGGGACACAUGUACUUCCUGUUUUGGGUGCGUUUAGAACCAGGACUGAACCAUAAAAGCUCACUUUCACUUCUUGGCUUGUUUUUGGAGGCUCAGAUGGAACCACUCAAGAAAUUUGGAGCAACUUCCUGCUUUAGUGCGGCACCUAGGGGCUGAGUUGAGCAUCCGUGUUUGCUCGUCAUGGAAACGGCAAAUGCUCCAAAACAAAUAAGUAGCUUUGAAGUUGUUUUCACCGCAUGGACUGUUCGUGUCUUUGACCCACACCUGCCAAAAAGGUGUGCAACGCCAUGUGACCUGGCUGUGUCUGUGCACUGCGUCCCGGAUAAUAAAGUGUAAAUAUUUGCACCAUC